ACUAGCCAGGUGUGCAUCAUGGGCCUUUUAUAAAUGUUUGGUCAUGUGACAAAAAUAAAGCAUUUCUCCUUAUAGCUAAAACUUCUCAGUAGGUGUUUGCUUCAACACAGAUAAACUCAACACAAAGCAGCAGGUGUGUCUGCAGUUGCCCAACGUUAAUCAAACAAAACAGGAAAUCAUGCCUCAAAAUGCAGAACCAGAAAGAUGUUUAUCUAGUGAAUGGCACAAAUGAGUAAACAGUUUACACGUCCAGUUUGUCACACCCAAACAUAUGCAGGUAGGACGAGGAGAGCAGGAAGUUUCAUUUUCUAUUGGAAUGUUUUUGCAAUCUGGGGCAUCAAGCUCCUCUUCCUGUUCCUUCAGCGAAUGAACCCCUCAUUUUAAUGGUGUUCGUCCUCUGCUUGUUCACUGCACUGGAACCAACCAUUCCUUUGAACUCUUUGAAUCUUACAGGAAGAAAUUCAAAGGUCAGUCAUAAAAUGAUACUUUUUUUUAUUUUUUGAAACACCAGUUUCUCGGUUCAGAUUCUCUUGAGUAGAUCAUUGGUUUAUUCUGAACUCUUCUGGUCUUUGCUGCAGCUUUCAUGACCCACCGAUACAGCUGUCAACAGGAACUCCAUCAUCUGAUCAUGACAAUAGGAGUUACACACAGCAGCCCUCAUGUUGUUGUGGAGCAGCUGAAGAAGGGAGGAUCUGAACUGUCUGACAUGUGAAUCAUUGUGCAGAACGACCGGUUUUGAUGAGUUGCAGUCAAGGAGGAGCUGAGAUCCUCUCGUGGGCCUGUGCUGGAAGCUGCUCCUCACAUAUAAAGCGCUUCCCAAUGCCGGAGGAAACAGUGAAUCACAGCUUCAGGGGGAGUCGAGCACCAUCCACUCAUCUCUCUCACAGUGCUCUUCAACCACCAGCUGCUCAGUCAAAGUCAUCUCUGAUUGCGCUUUUACUUUGCUUUAAAUUCAAAAACAAAAGAAAAACUCCUGGUCACAUUCGCGCUCGAGCAACAAAGUUUGAGGAGAAGGGAAGCCGAAGUUUUGAGAGCGCACAUGGCUGCUCUGAUAAGCGCGUAUUCGUCCUGGCCGGAGAGCUUUGAGUGCUCUGCGGGAAAUGCGGACGUACCUGACGGACACACCUCCCACAGAGCUCCCGCGGACAAGGUGUCGGAGCCGCGCAUCAGGAGACCCAUGAACGCCUUUAUGGUGUGGGCCAAAGAUGAGCGCAAGAGACUCGCAGUGCAGAACCCCGAUCUCCACAACGCGGAGCUAAGCAAGAUGCUGGGAAAGUCAUGGAAAGCUUUAACUCCGCCGCAGAAGAGACCGUAUGUGGAGGAAGCGGAGCGGCUGAGGGUGCAGCACAUGCAGGACUAUCCCAAUUAUAAAUACCGUCCUCGUAGGAAGAAGCAGCUGAAGCGCAUCUGUAAACGAGUGGACCCUGGCUUCCUCCUGACCACCCUCGGCCCCGACCAAAACUCCCUCCCGGAUCCCCGAGGCUGCUGUCACCCCCUCGAUAAAGACGACGAGAGCGGUGUGAGUGGCAGUGGUGGCUUCGGUUCUCCCAGUGCAGCUCUACCCGGCGUCAGGGUCUUCAGAGAUCCCUCCAGUUCCAACAGCAGCUUCGAUACGUACCCGUACGGCUUGCCCACGCCACCUGAGAUGUCACCUCUGGACGCCGUGGAUCACGAACACCAGACCUACUACUCGUCCUCCAGCUCAGUCUCCACCAGCUCCUGCUCAUCCUCCACCUCUUGCCCAGAUGACAGGCGUCCCACCCCGGUGCACAUGAGCAGUCCACCUCCCUACCAUCCCGAUUACUCCCAGCAGGUACAUUUGCACUGUGGGAGCUCACAUUUGGGCCACAUCCCGAUGUCCCACCAGGGAAGUGGGGCGACCCUUAUCACAGCACCUCCGUUGUCCUAUUACAGCCCUUCGUUCCCGCAGGUUCAGAUCCAUCAUGGGCACCAGGGGCACCUGGGCCAGCUUUCGCCGCCUCCAGAGCAGGGGCACCUGGAGGGUCUGGACCAGCUGAGCCAGGCUGAAUUGCUGGGUGAGGUAGACCGAGAUGAGUUCGACCAGUACCUAAAUUCCACUAGUUAUCACCCCGAACAGGGCGGGAUGACAGUCACGGGACACAUACAGGUAACGCCGGCUUCCGUUUGCUCCAGCAGCACUACGGAAACCAGUCUCAUCUCUGUAUUGGCCGAUGCCACGGCAGCCUAUUACAACAACUACAGCAUUUCAUAAACACCAAAACAGAGACAAUUGACACAGACAGAGACUGUGGGCUCGACAAGGGUCAGCAAAGUGACUGGCAGGUGAAAGGAAGGCCGUGGAGGGAGCGGAAAAGAGAAGCUACAGGAAGUCAAAGGACACCUCAGGGAUGCAUAGAUAAAAAAAAACUGAAGUUCAUUCCCAUCUUUGUUUCCAAAAGAAGAAUGGAAGUAAAAGAAAAAAUGGACAAACAUAGAAAAUGCUCUCAUAUCUUGCCACAAAAGCAUGUACAUAUGCUAUAAAGCUUAUUUAUAUAUAUCGAAUUGCUUUGCAUUAAAGCUUAUUGUAUUGCUUUUUUUUAGUCCAGAUAUAUUCAUUUGAUUUUUUUUUCAAACCUCAAUUGUUUUACCUCAAGAAUUAUUUAAGUGAGGCUGGUCUCUUCCUUUAUAGGACAUAAUUUUAAAGGAAAUUCUGCCCUUUCUUUUCCCUUUACAUUCAUUUCAAAAAUGUAUAUGUAUGCUCAGUUAAAAUAAUAAUAAUAAUGAAUACUAUUGUAUGCCAGUUAAGGUUUUCCAUAUUAAUUUAAUUCAAAUAAAAUUUUGAGUUUAUACAUUUAGUAUUCUCAUUUUUGAUAUCCACACAGAUGUCAAGCGGAAGAACGUAGCUCAGCAUUGAUGUUUGUUGAACACCGUUCUGUUUGGCCGAUUUCAAUGAUGAGGACUUUCAUAAGAUUUCAUGAUAAAUUGCAUUGUUUAUGCCCAUAUAAGUACAGCACGGUGAUUCUGUCUGUAGGUCUGGACUUGAGAAAAAAAAAAAAUGUUGCAGAUGCUGUUCAUUUUGUGAUAUAUUAAAAGUGAAUGUUCUGAGGUCCCAUCUGAAUUAGACGCCGCUAAAUAAAAACACAAAAUAAAUACAGGUGAAAAGA
Molecule: messenger RNA, 3125 nt
Organism: Cyprinus carpio (common carp)
Lineage: Eukaryota; Metazoa; Chordata; Actinopteri; Cypriniformes; Cyprinidae
Product: transcription factor Sox-7-like
Exons: 3
Coding region: 1040-2233 (397 amino acids)
Biological process (GO): anatomical structure morphogenesis; regulation of DNA-templated transcription; cell differentiation
Molecular function (GO): DNA-binding transcription factor activity, RNA polymerase II-specific; RNA polymerase II cis-regulatory region sequence-specific DNA binding
Source: RefSeq, a predicted model, not a curated record